This is a messenger RNA of Myotis lucifugus (little brown bat), 1025 nucleotides long. Its product is annotated as glutathione S-transferase omega-2. Gene Ontology annotation, molecular function: glutathione dehydrogenase (ascorbate) activity; glutathione transferase activity. The record is from RefSeq and is a predicted model, not a curated record. Gene Ontology annotation, biological process: glutathione metabolic process; L-ascorbic acid metabolic process. Gene Ontology annotation, cellular component: cytoplasm. NCBI's taxonomy places the organism in Eukaryota, Metazoa, Chordata, Mammalia, Chiroptera, Vespertilionidae.
CGCUUCCCAGAUCACGUCCCCGCUGCCCCACCAGAUCCCAAUCCCCUAAACCUUGAAUUUGGGCUGCAGGGGCGGCGCGCCGGAGCCUGUGGCUGCGGCCGCGGCGAGCUCCAAAGGCGAGGCUUGGAGCACUGGGCGCUGUGCAGACGCACGAUAACCAUGGGUGAGGAUGAGAGCCGGAGCCUGGGGAAAGGAAGUGUCCCCCCAGGGCCGGUCCCAGAGGGCCUGAUCCGAAUCUACAGCAUGAGGUUCUGUCCCUUUGCGCACAGAACGCGGCUGGUCCUCCUGGCCAAAGGCAUCAGCUAUGAGGUUAUCAACAUUAACCUGAGAAACAAGCCUGACUGGUACUAUACAAAGCACCCCUUUGGCCAAAUCCCUGUCGUGGAAAACAGCAGAUGUCAGCUGAUCUACGAAUCUGUGAUCGCUUGUGAGUACCUGGAUGAUGCUUAUCCCGGAAGGAAGCUGUAUCCAUAUGACCCUUAUGAGCGAGCUCGCCAAAAGAUGUUAUUGGAGCUAUUCUAUAAGGUCCCACAUUUGACCAAGGAGUGUCUGGUAGCAUUGAGAUGCGGGAAAGAAUGCUGUGAUCUGAAGCUAGCCCUUCGUGAGGAAUUCUGCAACCUUGAAGAGAUUCUUAGCUAUCAGAACACCGUCUUCUUUGGUGGAGACUGUAUAUCCAUGAUUGAUUACCUCUUUUGGCCCUGGUUUGAGCGGCUGGAUGUAUAUGGAAUAGCUGACUGUGUGAACCACACCCCAGCUCUUCGGCUCUGGAUCGAGGCCAUGAAGCAGGACCCCACGGUGUGUGCUCUUCUCAUAGAUAAGAACAUUUUCCUGGGCUUCUUGAAUCUCUAUUUUCAGAACCACCCCGAUGCCUUUGACUAUGGGCUGAGUUGCUGAGCCCCAUGGUCCACCCCUUCACUACCCAGAAUUCCCAAGCAUGUCGUGACACUGUUCCAGGAGUUGUUUGGGUGGGUCAAUCAAUCUCUGUUCCUUUUUUUGAGGUUCCUAAUAAACAUGGAGACAGAAAA